AUGCCAUCGAUUCCUCUGCACCCGCGGUCGGCCAAGGGCACGUUGACCGGCACCGCGGACGCCGCGCACAAUCCUCUCCCGCAGCUCCUCCAAACGCCGUCGGGUCUUGCUUUGCUUGAACUUCAAGGAACCAUCAACGUGCCCACCUCUGAAGCUGAGGGCAAUGAGCUGCAAGAUGGCCGAUCAUUACCAUCAACGACCUACGAAACACCGAUCGGCAAGCUCAUGUUCCCAGACUACUCGGUUCACAAUCCAGAUGACACCAAGUGGAUGAAACGCGUGUACUUGUACAUAGGGCGAUAUCAGCGGAUGACUGGCGAAGUGAAGAAAUUGCCGCGACCGAUUGCGGUGAUACAGAAGAGAGCCGAGACUGCCGGGUCGGAAGAAUUGGAAGUGGUGGAAAUCGUUCGAUACAAGGUGUUCUUCAAGAAUCGACCUGAGCCGGUGAAUGAUGUGUGA
Messenger RNA from Penicillium oxalicum, 459 nucleotides. Its product is annotated as Ctf8 family protein. Gene Ontology annotation, biological process: mitotic sister chromatid cohesion. The transcript has a single exon. The coding region runs from base 1 to 459 and encodes 152 amino acids. Lineage: Eukaryota; Fungi; Ascomycota; Eurotiomycetes; Eurotiales; Aspergillaceae. The record is from RefSeq and is a predicted model, not a curated record. Gene Ontology annotation, cellular component: Ctf18 RFC-like complex.